Racocetra persica is the source of this 573-nucleotide messenger RNA. The record is from the annotation of a GenBank genome assembly. NCBI's taxonomy places the organism in Eukaryota, Fungi, Glomeromycota, Glomeromycetes, Diversisporales, Gigasporaceae.
AUGAAUACUCAGUAUUGUACAGCGCAUAAAUCGAUCUCUUAUAAAUUAGUAUUCGGACAGCUUCCCCACUGUGAUACUAAUUUAGCUAAUAUAUUGGAAAACGAAAAGUCAUUAAAUAAUCACACCCUAGUAUCUGAAGAUUCCCAAUCGAGUAUUGUUUCUGAAAUCAAUAGUGAAACGCUAGAAUCAGAACUCAAUGAAAUAUAUUUUGAGAAGUUGCAAGAGGUAGAAUCGGAACUUGACGAAAUAUAUUUUGAGAAGUCGUACAGGGUCGAUAGUGAUACAGAACAGAAUAACUAUAGUGAUGUUGAUAUAAAUGAAACACAGGAAAUCGACGAUGUAGGUGAAAUACAAGAUAAUGCAGACGAAAUACAGGAUAAUGCAAAUGAAAUACAGGAUGAUGCAGAUAAAAUAAAAGAUGACAAUGAUGAUUAUGAUAUACAAAAGUAUUAUAAUUCUGAAAUUGAAGAGUGUUCUAAAAACACACUAACCCCAGAAAUUAUUGAAAUUGUCGAUUUGGAUGAUGAUUCAAGUGAAAACCAACGUUAUACUUGGCAGGAAAAAGAGAAAUGA